CGCUCAGCGGCUGUUAGACAUGGACGCUAUCAACUGAACACUCCUGCUCCUCCCUCCUCUCAUUCCCCUUGCUCUGCUCACACUGUUCCGUUCUCCCUCAGGCUCCCUCCUUAAGCUGUGUACAGGCUCAGUCAAUCAGGCAUUGUGAGCCGAUACAAAGUUCAAACCUGAGCUCUGGUCGGACAAACUGGGGAGGAGCGGCGAGCUGACAUGCUGCAAGACGGAUAAGAGGACAUAAAGGCAGACAAGAGAUAACCUGAAGCUCUCAGACGGAAAAGUAGACUCAGAAGUACAUCCUGGCUGAACUUCUCUUUGUUGUCGUUGCAGUUGGAAGGGACUGGAGAGGGGACGAGGGUCUAUCAGAGAGGAAGCGACAUCGAUUGAUAUUGGCAGUCUACAUCAGAAGCGAACUUGUUACGAUGACAUCGGAGACGGCGAGCACCUUGGUGUCCGCGCACUCUCGAUCGAACUCCACCGCGAGCAUGGACGAGGAUCUUGACCCCUCGAGGCAAGGAAACCCCGGGCUGUCGCAGGUGGGCUGGUCAAGUUAUGCCUCUUCCACCAGCUUCCUGAUCAAUAAGCGAUCAGUCUUUAUGCCCCUGUGGGUCUUCUUGGACAUUCCUGCCUCUUCUCUUGCGGCGAGGGCGUGGUCGACAAUUCUCUCCCUAAUCAUCACGCUCAGUUGCGUCUCCUUUGUCACGCAGUCGCUACCCCAGUACUACUUCAGCACCAACCUCGCGUUUGACACCAUCGAAGUCACGUGCAUCGUCAUCUUCACGGUCGAGUACACAUUACGAUGGAUCACCUGCCCCUACGACGGGAUGGAGUUCUCGUGGUCGGAGUACUUGAGAAGCAGGGCCAAGUUCAUGGUGAAGGCGAUGAACGUGGUCGACCUCGUCGCGAUCCUCCCCUACUACAUCGAGCUGGUUGUCAAUUCCAUCCUGGGCAGCUCCAGCAGCAACACGUCGAUCUUGGUGGUGGCAAGGGUUGUUCGCAUCACGAGGAUCUUUCGACUGUUCAAGCUGGGCAAGAACUACGACGGGAUAGAGAUCUUGUUCUUGACCUUGAGGAAGAGCGGAGUAUUCCUCUUCACUGUCGUGUUCCUCAUCCUCCUCUUCCAAGUCCUCUUCGGCUCGCUCCUCUUCUUCUUCGAAGGAGGCUCCAACUGCGUCAUCGCUUACGCCUGCACCGGCGGCGCUGACAGCGGGGUGGACUGCACAAUCCUAGAGCUCCCUGAUGGGUCGGUGAUGGACAUCCCUGCCCAGCAAGCGCGGAUGAGCUACUGCAUGCAUCCCUGGGUCAACGAUACCGCCCUGUGUUCCAACGAUGGUCUAGUGGCUAACAACAGCAAGGCUGGGCAGUGUCAACAGGGCUCGACAUGCGUCGACGUCGGCAACGUCUGCUUCUCAGGCUCCGAAAUGCUCAGCGCCCUGCCCGUUGGGUCCAAAGUGAAGCUCAAUUCCAUCCCCAUGUGCAUGUGGUGGGCCCUCGUGACCAUGUGCUGUGUGGGGUUCGGGGACGUGGUGCCUGAGACGUCCUACGGCAAGGUGCUGGGGUGUAUCGCAGCUCUGACAGGGCUAGUGGUGCUGGCGAUGCCCACGACGGUGCUAGGAGGGACGUUCUCUGACAUCUACGAGGAAUAUUACAGGAGGAAGAACGAGAAGGAGACUGAGAGCGAGAAUGAGAACGAGGACAUACCCAAGGGGCUGAAGGGAACGAACAGCAAGCAUCUCAAUCGAAUGAUUGUGGCGAAGCAGCUGGCGCAGAAGAAAGGGCCGAAGAUACCUCAAGAGUUGAUAGCCAACAUCAUAGAAGACAACCCUGUAACUUCCCAGGAGAAGAUCUUCCAGGCGUUCAAAGAGCUCGAUAUUGCCGUGGCCAGGAAGGUGUUGUGGAGUGAGUUCAGGGCGGAGCUGCGGGAGAAGAGCCGGAGCAAGCUGCAGGAGGUGAUGGAAGAGAUGGAGCAGACAUGACAUGCCAUUGCUGAGAGAUCUCGAAUAUUUACAGCUGUUACAUUAAAUUGCUAAACCUUG
This is a messenger RNA of Guillardia theta CCMP2712, 2033 nucleotides long. RefSeq lists its product as hypothetical. Gene Ontology annotation, cellular component: membrane. The record is from RefSeq and is a predicted model, not a curated record. The transcript has 9 exons. Bases 420 to 1973 code for a protein of 517 amino acids. NCBI's taxonomy places the organism in Eukaryota, Cryptophyceae, Pyrenomonadales, Geminigeraceae. Gene Ontology annotation, molecular function: voltage-gated potassium channel activity. Gene Ontology annotation, biological process: potassium ion transmembrane transport.